Messenger RNA from Diachasma alloeum, 8311 nucleotides. Its product is annotated as putative aminopeptidase-2. The transcript has 21 exons. Lineage: Eukaryota; Metazoa; Arthropoda; Insecta; Hymenoptera; Braconidae. Bases 1 to 8256 code for a protein of 2751 amino acids. Gene Ontology annotation, cellular component: cytoplasm. The record is from RefSeq and is a predicted model, not a curated record. Gene Ontology annotation, biological process: peptide catabolic process; proteolysis. Gene Ontology annotation, molecular function: zinc ion binding; peptide binding; metalloaminopeptidase activity.
AUGGGGCCUCACCGCAAGAACUGGCUGGUGCUUGUGCCCAUAUUAGUUUUUGGCAUUCUUCGAAAUUGUGCUGCGUAUCCGACAAGUGAGGAUUCCAUUGGUAACUACAACCAUCAAAAAUUGGUGCAGAUUAAUGGGAACAAUCCAAUUCACGUCAGAAGAGUUAUUGAAGAUGAUGAUAGAAAACUCGACUAUCGCUUGCCAAAUUUUGUUGUGCCUGAAAAGUACGAAAUUCUUAUUUCACCGAAUCUGGAUGGAGAUGCAUUCGCGCUAGACGGAUCUGUGCUAAUUCAAGCUCGCGUUUUUGAGGAAACAGACAGAAUUGUGCUACAUGUUGGAAAAAUCAAUGUGAAAUUAGCUAGUGUGACGGAAGCUGAUCCGAAGUUUCUUGAUGACACAGAUCGGAAGUUUCCUGCUCUAGUUAAUUUAACUUAUGAAGAGAAAACCGAGAAAUUUUCGCUCAUUUUGGACAGUUCGAUUCCUAAGGAUUCAGCCAUUCUUAUCGCUAUUCAGUACAAUGGGACAUUGAUGGAUAAUAUGCUCGGAUUUUACAAAAGCUCGUAUUUUGAUAAGGAGGGCAAUCUCAACUGGAUAGCCGCUACACAAUUCCAAACGACGCAUGCACGACACGCAUUCCCAUGCUUUGAUGAGCCACAUUUGAAGGCCAAAUUUGACAUCAAAAUUUCGCAUCAAUCGUCGCUACAGAGUUUGAGCAAUAUGCCGCAAAGUCAGAAUAAGCCCGUUGGGAAUUUAACUUGGGACGUCUAUGAAACUAGCGUACCAAUGUCCACAUACUUAGUGGCAUUCAUGGUAUUCAAUUUCACAUCGGUAUCGAAUAAAGAUGGAAAUUUCAAUGUUUGGGCAAGAUCUGAGGCUAUUGAUGAGGCAAACUAUGCUCUCCAAAUCGGGCAAAGAUCAAUCGAUUACUUCUCUAAUUUAUUCAAUGAAAGUUAUCAAUUGAGGAAAAUGGAUAUGGUUGCUGUACCGGAUUUUUCAGCAGGUGCAAUGGAAAAUUGGGGUCUAAUCACUUACAGGGAAUCGCGAUUACUGUACGAUCCCAGGAAAUCGUCAGAUGCUGCUCAACAGAGUGUAGCAUCCGUAAUUGUACAUGAGUGUGCUCACAUGUGGUUUGGAAACUUGGUAACACCUGAGUGGUGGGGAUACUUGUGGCUCAGUGAAGCAUUUGCCAGAUAUUAUCAGUACUUUGCCACCGCCAAGAUGGAGCCGAGUUGGAAAAUGGAACAGCAGUUCGUGGUGGAGCAACUUCAAACGGUUUUUGCCACUGAUUCUCUGGAUUCUUCUAAGCCUUUGUCCCGACAAGUUGAGAGCCAGGCGGAAAUAGGAACUACGGGAGAUACUAUCACGUAUUCCAAAGGGGCGAGCAUUGUUCGGAUGAUGGAUCUGUCAUUCGGAUCUUCUGAAUUCAAUUCUGGACUACAAGAGUAUUUGAAAUCAAAUAAAUAUAAGUCAACAAAUCCUGACCAUCUUUGGACUGCACUCGCGAAAAAAGUAAGCGCUGAAGGGAUCGGUCUCAACGAACCACUGAAAAAUGCCAUGGAUACCUGGACAAAACAGUCGGGCUAUCCGAAUGUACAUGUCACAGUGAGCAAUGGUUCAUUAUCAUUAACUCAAAAACGCUUCUUCAUUCGUAAUCCGAAGAACACUGCCACCAACGUCACAUGGUCGAUUCCAUUGUCAUGGACAACGCGUAGUGAACGCAAUUUCCAAUCAACGAAACCUAAAUAUUGGUUUAAAACUGAAAACGAAACCGUCGAUGUAGGAAGUAAACUGGACGAAUGGGUGAUAGUUAACGUACAGCAGAGCGGGUUCUAUCGAGUUAAUUACGACGAGGUAGCCUGGUAUCGUAUUAUUGAUGCUUUGAAAAGCCAGAACUUCGAGGAAAUCCAUGAACUUAAUCGAGCGGCUCUUGUUGAUGAUUUGUUAAAUCUCGCGAGAGCUGGAGAUUUGAACUAUAAGGUUGCAUUUGAUGGACUCGAGUAUAUUAAAAAUGAAACCAAUUAUCUACCACUUAAAUCGGCUCUCAAUGGUUUUGACUAUCUUCAUAACCGUUUUGCUGGUGGAGAACACGAGGGUUUUUUGAAGUUGGGAUUUGAAGAUCGGUCCACCGAUGAUCGAUUGACAAUUUUAUUGAGAGCGGAGUUGAAUACUUUGGCGUGCAAGUUGGAUGACGAAUUGUGUGUAAAAAAAUCGCAGGAGUACUUUUCAUCAUGGAGAAAGAAUGAUACAGAAAUAAUUCCAAAGAAUCACAUAUCAGCCAUCUAUUGUUCAGCAGUAAGACAUGGAACAUUUGAAGAUUGGGAGGCAUUACAUGAUAAAUACGUUAAUUCUCACUGUGCAGUGGAGCAAAUCGUAAUUUUGAAUGCUCUGGCAUGUACACAGAAUAAGACAACAUUGGAAACAUAUCUACUUUCUGCAAUUACUAAAUACAUACAAUCUCGCAUUCGCAAGCAGGACAGUAGAACGAUUUUCAAUGCAGUCUCCAGUUCAAGUUUGGUUGGAGCUGAAUAUAUUCUGGAGUUUGUUACAAAAUACCAUGCGAAAAUGGUAGAAUAUUAUGGGAACAAUGAUGCUAUUGCUAGUAUCUUAUCAGCUGCAUCUCAACGUUUUUCGACAAAGAAACUCAUCGAUAACUUUGAAAGUUUCGUAAGAGCAAGUGGCAAUAUCUUGGUAUCUGUUCAAGAAUCUCUAGACCAGUCACUUGAACUUACAAAGUACGAACUAAAGUGGUACAAUGAGAAAUCCGCAGCCAUAGUCGAUUGGAUCACUGCUUACAAUGCGAGACAGGAGGAGGGAAAGAAUCCCUCUAUUGAUGGGAAUAAUUAUAUAUUACCCAAGAGCAUUAUUCCUCAAAGUUAUAUCAUCAAGGUCACACCUUAUAUUACUCCUGGAAACUUCACAUUUGAUGGAUUUGUUAGCAUUACCACUCUAGUUGUGGAAAAAACUGACAAAGUUGUUCUCCAUAUUCAUGAAAUCAACAUCCGUAAUAUUACUCUAUGCGUUAAUGGCGCUGAGCUGAAUAUAAAUGGCAGCAAUGAAUUGAAAAAAUAUCAAUUAUUGGUAUUGACGCUCGAGAAACCCUUAGCGACGGCAUCACCGUUGAUCAUUGAAAUUUCAUAUACUGGAAUUUUGAAUACGAUUAUGAAAGGAUUCUACAGGAGUUCCUACAUCGAUGCGAAUAAUAAUACUAGAUGGUUGGCAGCAACUCAUCUGGAACCCGUAGGCGCCAGGAAAAUGUUCCCGUGUUUCGAUGAACCCGCUCUGAAAGCAACAUUCCAACUAAGUGUGAGUAGACCGGCAGGUUAUAAAGCUCUUAGCAAUACACCACAAAGAAUCGAGGUUGCCGAUGGUAACCGAAUGUUGGUCACUUUCGAAGAAACCCCCAUAAUGUCAACGUAUUUAUUGGCUCUAGUUGUGUCAGAUUUUGAAAAUACUAACGUCGUUUUACGAUAUGAAGCUUGGGCUAGGCCGAACGCGAUAGAACAUGCAAAAUACGCAGCUACAGUGAUGCCUCCAGUUGUAGAAUUCUUCGAGAAAUCUCUGAAGAUUCCCUAUCAACUGAGUAAGCUCGACAUGGUUGCACUGCCAGAUUUUAGCUCUGGUGCUAUGGAAAAUUGGGGUCUCAUCACUUACCGAGAAUCCAACAUGCUUUAUGAUGAUCAAUACUCACCCAUAAACUCCAAGCAGGCGAUUAUCAAUGUAAUUGCUCAUGAAAUAGCUCAUCAGUGGUUUGGUAAUCUUGUUAGUCCGGAUUGGUGGAAGUAUCUGUGGCUUAAUGAAGGAUUUGCACGGUACUAUCAGUAUCACACAACGGCUAAGAUUGAACCAACUUGGGGAUUGGAAUCGCAAUUUGUGGUUGAACAGGUGCAUUCGGCCUUUGCAACUGAUGGAUUAGCCUCUAGUCAUCCUAUGUCCCAUGAUGUUUACAGUCCAACAGAGAUUGCGGGGAUGUUCGAUACGAUUUCUUAUGGAAAAGCUGCUAGUGUUUUGAGGAUGAUGGAGAAAGUUUUUGGAAAUGAAGUGUUUUAUAAUUCUCUGCAUGAUUACCUUAUUGCCAGAUCAUACGGGAGUGCUACACCUGAAGAUCUCUUCGCAGCCUUCCAAAAGAAUUUGAAGAGAAGCAAUAUUGAGUUGGAAGAUACUGUGCAAUCUAUUAUGGAAACAUGGACGAACCAAGCAGGAUUCCCAGUGCUGACCGUCACCAUUGAUCCCAGCAAUGUAAUAAUGUUUCAAGAACGUUUCCUGCUUAGGAAUACUGAUAGAAUUCCCACCAAUCAAACCUGGUCGAUUCCGAUAACGUGGACUUCUAAAUCAAGUCCUGAUUUUGCGUCGACUACUCCUAAAUUGUGGUUUAGUGAAGCGCGUCGUAUAGUUCCGCUGCCGCAUGGUAUUGGUGACUGGGUAAUUCUCAAUGUUCAACAAGCUGGAUAUUACAGAGUAAAUUAUGAUAAUGUCUCCUGGACCCGAAUAAUCGAAGCCCUCAACAAACAAUACGACCAAAUUCCCGAAAUAAAUAGAGCCUCCAUAAUCGAUGAUCUCCUCAAUCUUGCCCGAGCCGGCUACACAAAUUACGUCACUGCCUUAUCAGCCACCGAAUAUCUCACGCAGGAAACCAAUUACAUUCCCUGGAGAGCAGCCUUCAACGGUCUCUCCUAUCUCACCAAAACAUUCGCCGGUCGUGAAAUCAACAGUUGGUACAAAAAACACAUUCAAAAAAUUCUAUCCCCCAUCUACGAAAAACUAAGCUUCAAUGAGCCAAAACCCGACACGCAUUACAACAAAUUAUUGAGAAGAUACGUGAUAAAUUGGGCCUGUGCAUUCGACCUGAAAGACUGUAUCAGUAAUUCUACAAAGCUGUUCGCUAACUGGAGAGCUAAUGGAAAAGAAUUGGUCCCUGUUAAUCUCCGCAAUACAAUUUAUUGCACCGCCAUCAAACAUGGAACGACCGAAGACUGGAAUUUCCUGUGGGAUAAAUAUAACACUGCGCCACUUGCCACUGAAAAAGUAUUGAUACUCGGUGCACUCGGGUGCUCCGAGGAUAAAGUAUUAUUGAAAAAACUAUUGAUGGCCGCAAUAACUGAAGACUCGGGCAUUCGAUUCCAAGACAGCGCCAGUGUUUUCUCUGGGGUCUACGGCUCGGGACAUGUUGGAGCCAUUUUCACAUUAGAUUUCAUUAGGGAACAUUACGUCGAUAUGUACAAGUACUAUGGCAGUUACAGCACUAUUGAAAGUAUUUUAAGUGGAGUUUCCUCCCAAUUUUCCACGGGAGAACUUGUCGCGAAGUUCGAGAAGUUUGUGAAUGAAUUUGGGGCAAAAAUUCCGGAGAUUGAAAGCUCGUUGAGGUCUUCAUUGAAACGUGCAAGGGAGGAGCUCCAAUGGUAUGACGAUCGAAGCCCCGAAAUUUUCGCGUGGUUGGGAGAGCGCUACGACACCAACGACUAUCGUCUUCCAACCACGAUGGUGCCGACUAAUUAUAAUGUAUCAAUUGAGCCCUAUUUCGAAGAACGUAAUUUCACAUUUGAUGGGGAAGUUCAGAUUACCAUGAACGUUCAACGCAGCACUUCGAUCAUUGUUCUGCAUACAAAUGGAUUGAAUGUGAGGGAUGUCAAAGUCUAUGUCAACCCGGCUGAGACUCGGGAAUAUUAUCUCAGGAAGUGGAACUCUGUAACGCACAAAUUUACGAUUUACUUGAAGAAGACUUGCAACGUUGGGUCGUCUCUCCGGGUAAAUAUGAAGUACUCAGGAGUAUUGAAUGAUAAUAUGAUGGGAUUCUAUCGAAGUUGGUACUGGGACGGCUUGGGGCAUAAACGGUGGUUGGCUUCCACACAGUUCCAGAAAGUGGGUGCGAGACAGGCGUUUCCAUGCUUUGAUGAGCCGUCGUUCAAAGCGACAUUUACGAUUAAUAUUGAGAGGCGGAAUGAGUAUAGCACGUUGAGCAAUAUGCCGUUGGAUAAGUCAGUGGCAUCUGAAAAACAAAAUAGAUCAUGGGAUACCUAUAAAGAAUCCGUGCCAAUGUCUACUUAUCUUGUUGCAUUCGUCGUCUCGGAUUUCAAAUCAGUGAAGAAUGAAAAUAAUAACUUCACCGUCUGGGCGAGGCCAAACGCAAUUCAGGAUAAAUCUUAUGCACUGGAGGUGGGACAAAAAUCUCUAGAGUUUUUGAAAAAUUACACUGGAGUGGACUAUCCCAUCGGAAAAAUGGAUCUCGUGGCGGUGCCAGAUUUCAACAGUGGAGCAAUGGAAAAUUGGGGACUCGUAACGUUUCGGGAAUAUGGCCUUCUUAUUGACUUCGCAGUGACAAGAACUUACUUCACGAGGUAUUUGAGUAUCAUAGUGAGCCAUGAAUUAACCCACAUGUGGUUUGGGAAUCUGGUGACGUGCGAUUGGUGGUCCUACAUUUGGCUGAACGAGGGAUUCGCUCAAUAUUUUGAAUGGGCCACGAUAGACGCUAGUGAACCAAAUUGGAAUAUGAUGGAGCAAUUCAUAACCCACGAGUUGCAGAGGGCAUUAUUAGAUGAUUCAUUCCCGACAAUGCGACCUAUGAACAACAAAAUGGAGACCCCAUUCGACGAGGGAGAAGGCUACGGUUCCAUCGCCUACAGCAAGUCUGCCAGUGUUAUUCACAUGAUGCAUCAAGCCUUCGGGGAGAGCAUUUUCAAAAAUGGUUUACAUUAUUACUUGGACCAAAAUAAAUAUGGCACGGGUACACCAAAUAAAUUAUGGACCGCACUUCAAAGAAGUACUAAUGAGCAUGGCGGACUGAGUAACGUUGAUCAGCCUGUUGCUAUUUUAAUGAAUUCUUGGGCUAGUCAAGCAGGGUAUCCCAUAGUUCAUGCUAGAUUAGUUAAUGGAAACCUCACUGUGGAACAGAGACGGUUCUUGCUAAAAAAAGGUGAUGCCAAUACCGCUCAAACCUGGUGGAUCCCCAUCACCCUCCAAACUUCCAAACGCGGAGUACACAAUAACGGACACCCUAUAUUUUGGUUCAAUGAAAAGAACAAAACAAUAUCGCUACCGGAUCUCGCAGACGAGUGGUUCCUCAUCAACGUCGAACAAAAAGGUUUCUACCGAGUUAAUUACGAUCCCGAUAAUUGGUCACGUAUAUUCAUAGCAUUGCAUUCCAAAAAUUUCGGUGGAAUUCACGCAAUAAAUAGAGGCCAGAUUAUCAAUGAUCUCCUGAAUCUAGCCCGGGCAGAUGCCACCGACUACGACACUGCAUUGAAAAGUACUCUCUACCUCAUGAACGAAGUGCAUAACUCACCCUGGGAAGCAUUCUUCAGUGGUAUCGCAUUCCUGUCUGAGCGUUUUGGGGGACAUGAAAUUGAUGGACUUUUCAAGAAAUACGUGUUGAGUCUCCUAGAGCUCUCGUAUAAGAAACUUGGAUUUUCGGAAAUCAAUGGUGAGGGAAUGCAGGAUAAGCUGAAUAGAGAGUUGAUAUUGCACGCCGCCUGCAAGUACAAUCACACAAAAUGUGUUGCCACAUCGAAACGUCUUUUCCACCUUUGGAAAAAAGAUUCGAAUGAAACAAUCCCCGUAAAUGCCAAGAAGGCUGUUUACUGCACGGCUCUGAAAUGGGGUAAUUACGAGGAUUGGGAGUUCCUCUGGAAGCAGUAUCUUAGCACUAAUUUGGAGGCUGAGAAGGUCACGAUUUUACAAGCACUGGGAUGCACCAGAGAUCCAAAAGCACUCGAUGAAUACUUCAAAGCUGCUUUAUCGGAAAAUAGUGCAGUACGUGAUCAAAAUAUUUAUACAGUGUACUCAUCCGUAUACUCAGCUGAUAGUUACGGAGUCAAUGCAACUCUCGAAUAUCUCAUCAGCAAUUAUGAUGCCAUUCGUAAGGGAUAUGGUGGUUGGGGAACUGUAACUAAUCUAUUUAACGCAGUUGCAUUGCGAAUUUCCACGCAAGAGGGAAUAGAUAGGCUGGAGAAGUUCAUUAAUGCGAAGUCAGGUGAACUUAAGCAUAUCUUGAGUUCACUCAAAGCAUCGCUGAAUGAAGCGAAGAAAAAUUGGGAGUGGUUCUCGAUUCACAAGGGACUUAUUCAAUUCUGGUUAAAGAAUCCACCUGUUAUAACACUUCCGGAAAAAGUGGAUGAAAAUGAUACGGACAUUACAAGUGGCAUGCAACCUAUUGUAGGGGUGGUAGUUGGUGCAGUUGCCGCAGUUGUGGCAACUUCCUUAUUUUUCCUUUGCCUCAUGACUUGUCGUAAAUGCCGUAAGAGGAGAGGUAAUGAUGGAGCAUAGUAAGUACUUAUAAGUAAAGAACGAAUUAUUUUUCUUAGACAUAAAAAAAAUUUGU